UUGGCGGAAGUAUUUGCCGGUGGGGGAAAGCUCUCUGUUACUGCAGACGAUGUGAUAUACAUCGAUAACGGUGCAAUUCCUGCACAAUUCUUAGCUGAGUUGAAUGAUGCCUUGACGUUUACGGACGGAGUCACUGUGAGCGCCACAGAUGUUACAAAGUACCUUAAUGUUUACAUAAAAAAGUACUAUGUUCACGGUUGUUGGAGCUUUCCGCAGGCUUCCACAGAUGAGAAGAAAUCUGAAGACGUCAAGGAUAAACUGGAAGAGGCACCAUCAUGUUCCGAACGACGCAGUGAAUCUAUGGAGUGUCAGCCUCCUGAUGAUGGGCCAGUUGUGGAACCUCGAAACACGGAAUUCCUUGCUCAGGAACUUCUGGGCACAUCAAACAAACACGAAGACUCGGGAUCUUCAGACGAAGCGGUGAAUGGUUUUUGCUCUUCAUCAGAAGCGCAGUCUGGAUCUGACGGCAAAGAUCUGCUUCGAUUAGAAGAAACUGAUCCAGCUUUGCUAGACAGGUUUUUCGUAGUUCAAGGCAGAAAACUUCUCGAGCUUUUUUACGUCAACGGAUGCGGGUGCGAGUACAACACUGAGAUCGGCACUAUUUGCCUCAGAAAACAUCCUUCUGGAGAUGUCCCGAUAAUUGAAUUCAUAGCCCAAGGGGAUGAACCAGAGGUCAGACAAUGGGCAGGUCUAUAA
Messenger RNA from Cylicostephanus goldi, 696 nucleotides. The record is from the annotation of a GenBank genome assembly. Lineage: Eukaryota; Metazoa; Nematoda; Chromadorea; Rhabditida; Strongylidae.